AUGAUUGACAGCGAGCAGCUGUUGUCAAUGUAAUGGCGAACUUGGUCAACUGUGACUGGGCCGUGUUUGGGAGUUUGGAGUUCAGUUGAUAUUCUCACAACAUAACAAGAUCGCCGUCCUCCAGGCCGUCCAAUCAACAGCUGAAGAUGUAAGAUUCUCGAAGAAGUUUGUAAAGGCUUCCCACGCCAUUCUGAUUGUCGCAAAAAUCACUAACAAUCGAAAUGCGAGCGUUUGCAACUUGAGCCUGUUGCGACAUUUGUUGCAAAAUGGCCGCCACUUUAGUAUCGACCGACCGGCAACACAGCGACUUUGCCUGGCGUCUUCCCGGCUGAGUGGACCAAGAUUGGAAGCGAAUCAUGGAGGACAAGCACAAGGAACUACUGCAGCUCCACCGUGCCAAGUUUGUAGAAUGUGUGAAGGUGGAGAGACUGUGGGAGACUCUCCAAGGGGCGGGGGUUCUGACACCCACAGACAUAUCCGACAUUCAGAGUUCGGCUCAAGAUGAUGGGGGAAAAGUGGACAAACUUUUGGACCUCUUGCUUGAGAAGGGCUCCAGUGCCUUCCAGAAUCUGUGUGUGGCCCUAGAGAAGACGUACCCACAUCUGCUGACGGUCAUGUUCCUCGGGAGCAACCAGGGGACUCCUACCGCAGGUUCCUCUCAGUCAAAUGUGUCCACCUGCACGGAGACAGAUUCUGAGGCAGAGGAUUCGUCAAAACAACUGGGUCGUGGCGGAAGAUACCAACCUGUGAUGUCGGGGGGGUCCAAGGGGCCCAAGCACACCGCCAUGGGGAGCCACCCCUCCCAGAGCGAUGAGCUGACCCUGCUCAGCCUGCAGCUUCAGAAGAUGCAGAGUGAGCGGGACAACCUCCGCAGGAAGAUCAAAGUCUACGAGAGCGGCUCCAAACCGCUGAGCAGUCAUGACUACGAGCGGAUCAAUGCGCAGUGCUCUGAGGCCAUGGCCGAGCUGGAUUCCCUGAAACGACAGCAUGUGAACACGGUGGAGAGGUGUGACCAGGCCAUCAAGGAGGCAGACUAUCACAGGAACCUGGAGAACAAGCUCAUGCACGAACAGACCGAGCUAAGACACGAGAUGGAGGUUCUCAAACAGCACGAGAUGGAAGCCGUCUCUGACAGGAACCGCUACCUUCAGGAACUGAACGAGCUGAAGCGAAUCCGAGAGGAAGAACAACAGGAGAUGGAGGACUUGCGCAAUCAGCAGAGGCAGGUCAUACGGGAAAGUGGGUCAUCAGAAAUCCUGAACCAAAUGUACGACACCGCCGUGAACAAACUGGACGAUUUAAGGAAGGACUACGACACAUUGAGGAGACGCUAUGCAGACCUGAUGGCUAAGUACAGCACCUCCAUCAGUCGUCUUGAAAAGGCCGAGGAGGACAAUCGCAGGCUAAAGGCAGAGAAAGAAGCAUUCCAGGACGAGAGGAACGCGGCCAUUAACGAGAGAAACUGCCUCAAACAGCAAUGUACGGCGGCCAUCCGCGGCUACGACAAGGCUCUACGGGAACGAGACCAGGCUCUGGAGGCAAACAAGCAGCUUCAGCAGCAGCUGGACGAGGCUAAGAACGAGGUGAGUCAGGCCAUGACCAUGAGGCUGAACGUGACGAAAGACCUGGCCAGGGUGACCGAGGAGCGAAACGCAGCCGUGCAGGAAUACCAGCUGGUGAUGAGUGAGAGAGACACGGUGCACAGGGAGAUAGAGCAGCUCCAGGAGAAGCUGAACCACAAAGACAAGAUGUUGAAGGAAACAAGCCAGAACAAGAGAGCCACCCUUGACGAGAUCGAGAGCUUGAGACGGGAUGUGGAUAACGCACAUCACGAGCGAGACCAAGCGGUGAGGGAGAGAAGCGAUCUACUCGAUCGCUGUUACAGCGAAGCCUUCAACAAAGAGAAAACCCAGAAGGAGCUAGACGAGGCCAGGAACCGUUUUGAGAUGAUGAAACAGGAGAGGGACAUCGCCCGCCAGGAGCGAUCAGAAGCCCUCGACCACAGGGACCAGAUUCUGUUGGAGUUCCACGAGGCUCAGCAGAAAAAGGAAGCCGUCUCCACCGAGUGUGAUCAAGUCAGCAAGGAGUUAGAACUGAUGAAGAAGAGGGUCGAAGCACUCGAAAGCGACCUUCGAGAAUCUCUAAGUGAGGCCGAAAUCGCCAAGCGGAGAAGAGACUGGGCCUUCCAGGAAAGAGACAAGAUUGUUUCGGAGAGGGAGAGCAUUCGGACUCUGUGUGACAAACUAAGACGGGAGAGAGACCGGGCUGUCAGUGACCUUGCAGAGGCCAUGAGGGACUCGGACGAAUACAAAAAACAACGCAAUGAUACCGUUCGAGAGGUCAAGGAACUGAGGGAGCGGCUGGAGAGUAUGCUGGAGAAGGAGGCUCGCAUGAAGCAGCUGAUGGCUCAUCACAGCAGGGACUCCGCUAUCGACGCAGACAGCCAGGAGUGGGAGAUGGAGACUGUGGAGUUCAAGAGAGACAGGAGUGACAUGGACAUGUCGGAGCUGGGGUUUGACAUUGGAGUUGGCAGUGAAGACGUCCACAGUCCCAACGACUCUCCCAUCAUCGUCACCAAGGUCAACAAGGGCAGCGUGGUGGACGGUAGACUCAGAGAAAAUGACCGCUUGUUGCAAGUAAACGACGUGCCACUGACCAAUGCAGACCGCAGUACGGCCCUGCAGGCUGUCCGCAACUGUGGCAGGGUCAUCAAUAUGGUUGUUAAGAGAAGACGUCUGUCCAGUGGAAAAUUGUUGCAGCCAGUUCACCUCAACCUCACAGGUGGAAAAGACAUUGGCAUGAGUUUUGAUUCAGGGAUCUUCAUCAGUAACAUUGUUCCUGGUGGAGUGGCGGCGAAGGAGGGCCUGUCUGUGGGAGACAGGAUCAUCAAUAUCAAUGGUGCUUCAGUGGAGAACAAGUCUGUUACGGAGGUGAGUCGUCUGAUCCAGGACAGCGGGGACAACAUUGUUCUACAUGUCAUGAAGAGCAGCAUCUCCCAGGCCCCGUCCUUACUCAACAGCAGCUGCACCUCCAGCGGCCACACCAUCUCCGACAGCGAGAGGCGGGAAUCCCCGCGGCCCGCCUUUGAGGCCAUACCCUCUGCCGAGGAGCUCAGCCCCGUGAAGAGUUCGGAGGCCAGCCCGCGACCUUCCCUUGUGGCGGGCGUGAAUGAGAUCGACCGUAAUUCGGACGUUGUGCGGGAGAGGGACGUGGUGAAGCAGGAGGUGUAUCACUCCAGACAGGACUCAUUCCGAGGACAAACCGACCAAUACCGUCACGCCAAACAGGACUCGUUCCACUCUCUACACGAAAAACAGGAGUCGUACCACUCCAUGCACGAGAAACAGGAUUCCUACCACUCCAUGCACGACCUUUACCCGCCCCCGCCCAUGGUGCACGACACGUCCCCAGACCCUCAUCACCUCCCCCCACCCGACAACCACCACCCUGCCUCCCUUGACUCCCAGCAUGCUCUGCACGAGCAGCCUCCGCCCCGACCGGAACCACCCCGUGUUUCUCAUCCCGACCCCCUCCACCCCAGCCUCCUGGACUGCCAUCAUGCUUCUAUCCAGGAGCCACAGUGUGCGGAUUAUGACACUCCACCACCAUGCCCCCCUCCCCCUCCCGAGUCUGCAUUCGAAAAACCAUUCCAGCCUACUCACGCACAUGCUGCCACCACCAACAUUCUUCCAAGUAAUGUCCCAAGGGAAAAGGUCUCCAAAGUUAGCAGUGGCACCUGGCCCAAGAUCCGGGAGGCCACAGACUUUGCUGAGAAACAAUACGUCAACAUUUACAUGAGUGAUAGAAGGAAACAGCCUCCCAAAAGGCCAGGUAUUAUUGGUCACUUUUCUCCGCAGGAGUAUAAGCGUGGUGGUCCGCCUACGCCGCCAUCAAGAAACUCUUCCGGUUCCUUUAUGGCGAAAUAUAUGCACGCUCACCAGUCGUCUGACUCCUCAAACGCAACGUUGACACCUCCCACCAGCCCAAACACGUCUUCAGCCACCAUCUCUCCCCGUCAGACUCCUCCCCAGUCUACGGUGAAGAAAGUGCUUCCGGAAGCGGUCCCCUCAGUACCAAGUAGAGACCACGUGCCAACCAGCCACUAUGCCACCGCAUCCUUCGAUGGAAGUGUGGAUUAUUCAAUUGUUUCUGUAAGAGAUGAUUCUGUAGAGUCAUUGUCGUCGAGACAACGUCAGAGGCCAAAGUCUGCUCCCUCUCAGCGACAAGAGCUGACAUACUAUGUUGAUCCUGCUGGACAGACCUUCAAAAGGACUGUCGACGUGUCCCCUCAGGGGCAUCCUCGUAACCUGGACGCAAUGCUCUCUCCACGAGUUUCCCCGUCAACAAAGACAAUCAACCCCAGGGUGCCAACGGACAUCACCAGAUACUUGAACCCAGGCUCACAACAGAUGCCUGCUUCUGCUGCCUCCACGGCUGUGGUACGGAUCAGACCGACUGUUCCCGUGUACAUCGCCAGCAGUCGCCCGUCCACGGCCAGUCAGCCGAGGCACCCUCCCCCUGAGUACCAGAAACAGUACAGUUAUCCCAUGGACGAGCGGCGCUCCUCCCACAGUCCUGUCUCACGCAGGGACUUCCACCCGACCCACGAGCCUUCUCCCAGCUACGACGUCGCCAUCACUCACAGCAGAAUCCACGGCAGACUUCCCCCGGAGAGGCACAGCUUCGAAUCCUUCCACGACCCCUCGGCCGGCAUCUACACAUCUCCACCCGAUCACCAUUCUAUGGGAAGCCGGGAAUUUGCAGGCAGUAACUCCAGUACCAACACCUUUCCUGCCACCAAGCCCAGUAGGAUCAGCUUCCCCUCCAACUCCAGAACCAUCAGUAACACGAGAUACAGGGUGUCCAAGACUUCCUUAGAAACUGGCACGUCGUCUGGCCGGAGCAGUCCCAUCAUGACCCCUCCAGCCACUCCCACAAUUCCCGGGGAGCCCACCCGCGGUUCCCUCAGCUCUAUCAAGGGUUCCAGCCAGAGUAUCACACAGACACGCAGGAACAGGUCGGAGGAGCCGAGGUAUGUCACCAUCGAGAAGGGGUCCGAGCAGCUCGGAAUCUCCAUCAAGAGUGGGCCGUACGGAGGCAUCUUUGUGUCAAAGGUCAUGGAGGGGAGCAUCGCCCAGCAGGCUGGGCUAGAGUAUGGAGACAGGAUGCUGGAGUACAAUGGAAUCAACUUACGUAAUGCUACUGAGGAGCAGGCUGCCCUGGUCCUGAGUCAGUCAGAGCCUGGGGACAAGAUCACCAUGCUGGUGCAGUAUGAUCCUAAAAAAUAUGAAGGAAAAGUUUCAUCCAGCACAACCAGCCUCCCCUCAGCCAGUGGGCGGUCCACUCCUAUCGGCACUCCUGCCAGCACCCGCACCAACUCCCCCAUCCCCAGCCGGUCACUACAGGAGUUCCCACAGGUGGACAUGCCUGGUAGGAUGACCACCCCCAGGGCCAGGAGUCUCAGCCCUCCUUCCUACAGUGUUGCGCUAGAAAGGCCAUACAGCUAUCCCAUCAAGGAAAGGGCCUUCGCUUUCCUCAAACGAACAUCGCCUGUUCAAGGAACUGGCCUCUACAUCAGGCAGUUCCCUGUCAUCCCAGAAGAGACAAUCACAACCCCGCCCAGCGAGCCCAGGUUCGUCUUCCUCAAGAAAACUUCCCCUGACCUCGGCAUCAGUCUGGUGGGUGGAAACGCGGUGGGGAUCUUUGUGUCAGAGGUCAAGCCCAACAGCCCUGCCAGUGGGCCGUCUGGGCUCUUCCCAGCUGACCAAGUCCUCGAGUUUAAUGGCGUCAACUUGCGCCAGGCGACUGCUGAGCAGGCCACCAUGGAACUGAUGAAGCCUGCAGAAAAGGUGACCAUCCUGGCACAGUACAACCUUGCAAAAUUCAAGAAGAUAAAGGACUUGCCAGGAGACGCAUUCUAUAUCAGAGUCUUGUUUGACCGUCUAGCUGAGAACGAUGGAGAGCUCACCAUGCGCAAGGAUGACAUUCUGUUUGUCGAGAACACCAUGCCCCAGGGCAUGAUGGGACUAUGGAAAGCAUGGGCCAUCGAUGAAGAGGGUAACAAGAUAGAAUGUGGGCUGAUCCCCAGCAAGAAUGCCCUGGAGCAGGAGCUUGCUCGCAAGAAGAGCAUGUCAGAGAUCGCUGGAGAAGAGGAACUGAAGAGUGCGUCUGCACGCCGCAACUCCGCCACGGCUCGCCGCAGUUUCUUCCGCCGGAAGAAGCACCAGAGGAACAACUCGAAGGAUAGCAGGGAGCUGGGGUCGCUGUCGGACUCCGUCAGCAGCGAAUCCAUCCCAAUCCAAGAAGAUGGAAGCCUUGCAUCAUACCAGAGAGUAGAGAGGCUUGACUACCAUGUGCCGCGGCCCCUGGUCCUGCUGGGUCCUGUGUGGGAGGCCGUGGCAGACAAGCUGGUACUGGACAACACGGACAGGUUCACCAAAUGUGUGCCAGAGGUGAUGAAAGUAUCUCCCCAGUCCAUGGAGAAGGGUCUCACCGACAACAUCUUUGUGGACUUCCGGCGCCGCGGCAGCUCCUUUGAAUGUACCACAGCUGCUGCAGUCAAGGAGAUCUGUGAAAGGAGUCGUCACUCUAUCCUAGACAUAGACAUACUGGCCAUUGAGCGGCUGCACCGCCUGCAGCUAUAUCCCAUAGUACUCUUCAUGAAGUGGAAGGGAGCCAAGCAGAUCAGGGAGACAAAGGACCCCAGAUUCCUGCGGGAGAAGUUGACUAAUAAGCAGGCUCGGGAGAUGUUUGAGGAAGGGCAGAGGCUGGAGCAGGACUUCAGCAGAUAUUUCACUGCCAACAUUGCCGGGGGCUCCCUGACGUCCAUGUGUGAACAGAUCAGGAUCAUCGUCGAUCAAGAGCAGAACAAGACUCUGUGGAUCCCAUCAGGCUCUCUCUGAACAAGGCUAGAGCAUGCUGGGUAACUGCCAUAUCAGCAAAGCAUUCUGGGAAAGGUAUCAAGUUGAGACUAGGGCAACACUUGACAGUGUCUUAGUAGGCAUGCUGAAACUUUUAUGAUGUUGAAAGAGUUGCACAUCAAAAGCUAUUGGAAGUUUUUGAACUAACAAUAAAAAAGUAGUAUGACUGCAUGCCCAAGGAGAGGUUCAGAUAAGUAUUUUGAAAAAUGGGUCCUCUUGUUUGAGAUACUAAGAAUGAUAUGGUUUGUCUCUGCUCCUUAGAAUCAGCCAUUAUGUAUGUAUAUUUUAUGGCCAUAACUGACACUCUAGGGCUAGAUUCUUUGUGUAAAAAGAUAUAAAAUUGUAAGGACUACAACUUUGUUAAGAAAUAUUGUUGCUGGCACUGGCUGCUUUGAAAGGAGCAAUACAGAAAUUUAUGUGAUAUUUUUAUUCUAAUAUGAAGUAGUUUUAAUUGAUGGACAGUACAGAUUGUUGUUCAUGUCACAUCGUGAGACAGCAGCUUGCGAAAAUGCGAGUCUGACUGUCAGACAUAAAGGGCCUUGAUUGCCUGGGCACUAGAAGCAAUUAUAGGCUGGGUUUGAUGACAGAAAAUUAUGGGAUAUGUGUUGGCCAGAUGACCCUUGGCAACAGUCACCAUGGUUACAGAUAUUUUAAGAAUAGAGGCUCCUGUAUGGUAAGCGCUCAUAGGCAGACUGUUACUCUAAGCCACUGUUACUUUGAGUCUGUUUGAGAGUGUGCUUCAAACAGAUUUUUCUAUCAAGUUUGCAAGUCUUUAAAUCAUCCAAAAGUAACAAAAACUGA
Molecule: messenger RNA, 7721 nt
Organism: Branchiostoma belcheri (Belcher's lancelet)
Lineage: Eukaryota; Metazoa; Chordata; Leptocardii; Amphioxiformes; Branchiostomatidae
Product: disks large homolog 5-like
Exons: 26
Coding region: 357-6902 (2181 amino acids)
Biological process (GO): regulation of apoptotic process
Molecular function (GO): protein binding
Source: RefSeq, a predicted model, not a curated record